Messenger RNA from Seminavis robusta, 1797 nucleotides. The record is from the annotation of a GenBank genome assembly. NCBI's taxonomy places the organism in Eukaryota, Bacillariophyta, Bacillariophyceae, Naviculales, Naviculaceae.
UAGCCUGAGUCACGGUAUACUCAUGACUGGUGUUGUCAUCAAUGAUUGCAGAUGCACGAAUGAGAUCUUGCACCUUCGGCUUCCGAAGAAGACGAGCUCUUGUUUUGGAUGUGUGAUGAAAAAGGAAACCAAAGGAGCAACACCGCAACAUUCGUCCUGGUCAAGUCAAUAUCAAGGAUGAAAGAUAAUGGCGCUGGAGGGACGAAACGAUGAUUUAUCUAUUGGGAGAAAUUUGCUGGUUUUGGCCCCCAGAAUCAGAAUUCACUGAAGUGUCAUCAUGAGGUUCUCGGAACAUGUCAACUUGCCAGGACCCAAUCAUGCCGGAGACAACUCCAGUGGCAAUGCAUACUUUGUUCUCACAAAGAAAACUUAGUUUGUAGCCAUUCACUUUGAAGCACUGAAGCAGCGCAACUUACUUAGUUUCAAGAAGCAAAGGCUCCAACAAUGAUGCCAACAAAGACGGUUCUCGUGUUUUUUAGCUGUUUGUGGGCUCUAUCCGACGGGUUUCUCCAAGUUAACCAGAAUCCACUGGGGCCAAACACAUCCGAUAGUUGGAAGAUUUCAUCGAGAUCCGUGACGAGACACUUGGGAAGCAAUGACGAGAAUGAAACAUCCGAUAACUCGCUGAUGACCCGACGAAAUCUGUUGCACGCCACUGCUGUACUGGCCUCGUCAUUGGCGUAUCCUCGUGUGGUCCAAGCUGCUGCUCCCUUGACCGAGGAAGAAGCCAAUAGUGUCAAAGCCAAGGCCCAUCGAAAAUUGAGACCCAAACCCGUUCAAACCCUUCGCCCAAGUCUUGACAAGGACUUUGCUUCCCUCUUUAUGACAUCUUCCUAUCAGUCCAUGGAUGACAUUGAUUGUGUUCCAAUGGACCAGUUUCAACGAGACUUUGCCAUUAUCCGUGACGCAGAAUACCAACAAUAUUCAAGUGACUUUGGCUCUCCCAUCAAUGUGGACAUGACCGACCCCAACUAUUUCGAUUUCCUGUCCUUUGCCCAGUAUGCCGCCAUCAAUCGAGAAGUCUCCUCGGAUGCCCCAUUUGUGUUUACGGAACAAAAACCAAUCACAAACACUAUCUCGGAUGUACUUCUUCCAGGUGGCCAACGAUUACAGUACGGACCCACGACUAUUGUCAAGAGAGAUGCUGCCCUGACAAAUGACAAACUUUCAUCGGAGCACAGUCACAGGGUGGCCUCUGCCAUUUUGGAUCACUUGGAUGCCACAUACGGAGGUACCAAGAACGCCCUGCCGUACCUUCCUCUCAAUACUCGACCCGGAUCGGCAACGCUGUUGGCUUCGCUCAACCAACUUGUGACCUUGUUCUUGAUGAAUGGAUACGCGUUUAGUGGCAGUGCCACGAUUGGAAAAGAAGGAAGAGCAUUUGGUGAUGCUUCUGGAACAAACUUUGUGCUUUCACUCACAGCUCCAGCCACUCUGUGGUCCGGGCAGGCUCUUCAACUCAUGGGCAAGACAGACAAGACCAUUCAGUUCCACAAUGAUUUCUUGCUCAAAACAGCCAAAGAGUUGAUGGCUCGAUGUGGCUAUCAAUUUACAGCGCAGACAAUGAACGUUGAAGGGGGCGCUCAAUCCGUCAACACGUUUACAAUCGGAUAGCUAUUGGCUUGAUGUUGGUCUUCAACUAAGCUCCUAGAAAGCCUUCAUUUGCACCUCAUCAGCGCAAAGAAAGUUUUCCUAUUAUUACAUCGUACAUUAUUACUGUAUUUGUUAGACAAUCAUGGAAAAUGUCUCCAGGGGAUAGAAUGCUUUCUUCUCUCAACUAUUAUAGGCGUCUACCGG